This is a messenger RNA of Colletotrichum godetiae, 2298 nucleotides long. Its product is annotated as OPT oligopeptide transporter protein-domain-containing protein. Gene Ontology annotation, molecular function: oligopeptide transmembrane transporter activity. The record is from RefSeq and is a predicted model, not a curated record. The transcript has 9 exons. The coding region runs from base 1 to 2298 and encodes 765 amino acids. Gene Ontology annotation, cellular component: plasma membrane. Gene Ontology annotation, biological process: transmembrane transport. Lineage: Eukaryota; Fungi; Ascomycota; Sordariomycetes; Glomerellales; Glomerellaceae.
AUGGCCAACGUCGAGGCGAACCAAAAGUCCGCCAUCGAGGGGGCUGACAUCGCGGACGUCGCGCCAGAGCCUGUGACACCGACGACAUCCAUUGAGGAAGCCAAGCGUUCUUCAGACGAAUCUUCUGCCCCGAGUCGAGAUGUCCUUUACGCCGCCGGAGUCGGCCUAAGACCCGAUGAUCCUACCUUGCCAUGCUUGACUAUUCGCAUGUGGGUGAUCGGUAUCGGGUUCUGCCUACUAGGUAGCGGCAUCAACACUUUGUACACAUUCCGAUUCCCAUCCAUCAGUCUCUCCCAGUCGGCGAUCCAAUUUCUAGCAUACCCUGUUGGGAAAGCAUGGGAGUUUGUCGUUCCCGACUGGGGUUUCAACAUCAUGGGUCAUCGCGUCCGCCUGAACCCAGGCCCUUUCAAUUACAAGGAAAACAUCCUGGUCUAUAUCAUGGCCAAUCUCAGCUUCUUGACCCGGUUGAGCGCCGAUGUCUUGACCGAACAACGCAUCUUUUACGGGCUGAAAGCGGGCUGGGGAUUUGAGCUUACCGUAACACUGGCCACAAUUCUUUAUGGAUUCGCUUUGGCUGGGUUGUGCUACGCGUUGGUUGUUGAGCCUCCGGGAUUGCUAUGGCCCGGCGUCCUUGGAAACACGGCUCUCAACGCCGCAUUGCAUACUGGCAAAAGAGAGGACGAGACUGAGGCAAAAUGGACGGCAUCUCGCUACAAGUUCUUCAUGCUCGCCUUCAUUGCCUCGUUCUGCUGGUACUGGUUCCCAGACUUCAUCUUCCCUGCACUGGGCUACUUCACCUGGGUCUGCUGGAUUGCCCCGAACAAUGCGGUUGUCAAUCAGGUAUUCGGCAUGAAGAGUGGCAUUGGUUUGCUUCCGUUCACGUUCGACUGGAGCCAAAUUGCCUAUAUUGGUUCUCCGCUCGUUGUUCCCACAUGGGCAAUUCUUAAUAUCCUAGCGUCUUUGGUGUUCUGGAUCUACAUCGUCUCUCCCGCACUUUACUACUCAAACACCUGGGACUCGGCCUACUUGCCUAUUCAGAGCAAUUCCAUCUAUGAUAACUUGGGAAAGACGUUUAACGUUUCCAGAGUGAUCAAUAAAAAGGACGACUUUACUUUUGAUCCUGUCAAGUACGCCAACUACUCGGACAUCUACCUUCCCGUUACAUAUGCUCUCAACACCUUUGGUCUUUCGUUUGCCACCAUUGCAUCACUCUUUGUCUGGUUGUUCCUCGAGAAGCGCCGACACAUUGCAGCUGCGUUCAGAUCCACCCAGCUUUCUGCUCUUCUCGGAGGAAAGAUCAUUCCCAGACACAACCCUCAGCCAGGCUACAAGGCUGUCCCGCUUUGGUGGUACUGGAUAACUGCGCUGCUUGCUCUGGGCUUUGGGAUUUUUGCAUGCGAAUUCUACCCAGUUCAGCUUCGCUGGUAUGGAGUCAUUCUGUCGUUCGCAGUGUCUGCCAUCUUUUUCGUUCCUCUUGCGUGGGUCUAUGCAACAACGAAUAUGAAGAUUCAGAUCGAUAUCUUCUGUCGCAUCAUCGCAGGAUAUAUCUGGGAAGGCAAAGUAUUGGCCAACAUCUGGUUCUUCAACCUUGGCUACAUCUCUGGCAUCAAGGGCCUGGCGUUUGCACAGGAUUUGAAAUUGGGCAUCUACUGCAAUAUCCCACCUCGGAAACUAUUCCUCGUGCAGUCAGUAGGCCUUGUCAUCGGUUCUCUGGGCCAAGUCUCCGUUCUCAACUGGGCUCUCAACCACAUCCCAGGUAUCUGCUCCACCGAUGCCCCCAACGGCUUCACGUGCCCGUUCUCUCGCACUCACUUCAACACCAGCAUGGUGUGGGGUGCUCUCGGUCCUCGCCGCUUCUUCGCUGAUGGCGCGAUGUACCGCUCGCUGCUAUGGUUCUUCCUCGUCGGCGCCGUCCUGCCCGUGGUCGUCUACGUGGUGAGAAAGAGAGUUUUCCCCGAGGCCAAGUGGCUGAAGAAGGUCCACGUCCCGCUCUUCCUCGGCGGGCUCAACUACAUCCCUCCGGCGUCCGGAACCAACUAUGGUAGCUGGGCGAUUGUGGGCCUCGUCUUCGGUUUGCUCAUCAAGAGAAGGCAGACGACUUGGUGGAGACGAUACAACUUCGUUCUCAGUUCAGCCCUGGACUGCUCAGUUGCCAUUGCUGGAAUCUUUAUCUUCUUCGCUAUUUUUUACACUGGUGCUUCCAAAAAGCUCAGCUGGUGGGGUACCGAAGUUCAUAAAGAUACCUGUGACUGGAAGAGUUGCACUUACAUCAGCCGAAGCGCUCAUAAGAGUGCCUAG